AUGGCCCAAGUCUCAGAGCCACCUUACCAAACCGAAAUAUAUAUACGUAGGAAGUCUAAUGAUUUCGAUGAAUACCUCCAAGAUCCUGAUCAAGAAUUGUUAAAUAAUGAUACUUCCUUACCAAACGGUUUACGGAGAUUACGAGAAGAUUGGCCUCCAAAAAAAAAUAGCCCAAAAAAAAUUAAUCAUCUUGAAAUUGCCCGGUUUUCAACGGAAUCGCUACAUAGUUAUAAUUUUGUCUCAAGCGAUGCUUCAAUGUACGAAAAUAGGCAAAAUAUUCUUCGUCGCUCCAUUGAUUUCAUGAAAAGCAAAAUAAAAGGAUGGAAAUUUUUAGAUGUGCAUCAGGUUCUAUUUUCACUCGUGGAACCUGCAACUGGCUCAUCUACAGAUAUUGUUCUUCCUCAAGAGGAAACCGAUGCUGAUGAGUCACGUUCACCUCGAAAACCUAAAGGAACAUUAGGUUCGUUUUUAGAUAUCCCGGCAUUAUACCAACCUAUAAAUUCGCCAUCUACUUUACAUUCCCCUACAAGGUUCACACCACAAAAUCAAGCUAUUAUUACUACAGAUCAUCAGGGAAAUAUAUUAAAUGCCAACGACAUUGCUUGCUUGAUAUUCAGUUAUUCACGAGCUGAAAUAUCAACCAUAAAGGCAUUUGACCUGAUUGCCAGCCCUUAUAGGGAAAAGCAAGAAAAAUCUCUUGCUUUAAGACCUCAAAAUAAUCAUGAUAGUUGUGAAGCUGUGUUGGCUUGCGGUAAAGUAAUUCCGAUUCAGAGGAAGAAUAAGGAAACAUCCGCUGCUUCUUUAUGGCUCAAAGCCAAAAAAGAUGAUGUAGGAAAUUCCAUUUUCAUUUGGAUAUUUGAAGAGAUUGUUGAAUCCAUGAUGAUUGCUGAAAUAGACGAUAAGGGUAUAAUAUAUAGUUCAUCUGGUGACGUAAAAGCCUUGUAUGGUUACACUCCCGAAGAAAUUAUUGGAAUGCGCGUGACCACCUUAAUCCCCUCAUUGGAAGUUAUCCCUGCAUAUGAGAAUGAUAAGAAUGAUAUGGAUAUUGACGAUGAAAGUGUUUUGAAUUCACCCAAUACACAAUUAGAUAUCGAACAAAUAAAUAAAACCAAAUAUUAUGGAAGUCGGUCAAAAAAUUGUGCAAAGUUUCCAAUCAUCGGAAAAAUAUCGACUCAAUCAGUUCGGGAAGCAAUGCAAGAUCAAGGAUCUACCAUAUACCGACUUAAAAUUAUAUCUAUGCCUACUAUUGCUGGCGUUAUAACUGCACAUGCAACUGGUAUCAUUCAGUCAUGUAAUUCUGUCUUUGUCAAAUACCUAUUUGGUGUGGGAUCUCAAGAGUUAGUCGGAAAACGUUGUAUUGAGUCACUUUUACCUCAAUUUCCUCGUCUUAUUGGUGUACUUACAUCAGAACGAUCUCUUGUUGAAGGGGUUUUAAUUUCAGAGAAUGCCUUUAGACGUGCGGCUGCAUCUAUCUCUUCUACAUCAACAGAUAAGUUUAUUUAUUCUCAUACAAAGGACUUUUCUUCUACUACUCCCCCUAUACCGGGGCCUUCUGGUAUAAUAGCUAUACAUAGGGAUGGUACUGAAUUUGACGUAGAUAUUCAAAUGCGUGUUGUUGAAUCCCCUGAUGAGCCAUUGCAUGCAUUGUGGAUUACUUAUGAUCGUAGUGCCAAUUUCGCAAAAGAACAAACAUAUUUUGAUCGUGUUGAAAAUCAUGAAAAUCAUGUUGAGAAGCUUGAAAUUAGUAGGAAUAUAGAAGACGACAAAAUACAAGAGGAAAAAGAAAAUUUUCAUAUAUCUAAAUUCAUAGCAGCGGGAGGCAAACCUCCUUUAACUACACAUCUUUCUUCCGAUCGGCAAAUAAUUACACCUCCUGUGAUGUCACCUGCACCUGAGCCUUUCGAUCCAAUGUCAUAUUCAGCAAUAACAUUGGCAAAGACAAUUGAUGAUUUUGAAAUAUUAGAUAACUUAGGCCAGGGUGCUUAUGGCCAAGUCAAGUUAGCUUAUAAUAAAAAUGACCUUGAAAAGAAAAGAGUAGUGCUCAAAUAUGUCGUGAAGUCACGAAUACUUGUGGACUGUUGGACUCGUGAUAAAGUACUUGGUACUGUCCCAUUAGAGAUUCAUAUCCUUCAUACAUUAAGACGAUUUCCUCAUCCAAAUAUUGUACAAAUGGUGGACUUUUUUGAAGAUGAUGACUAUUAUUAUAUAGAAAUGGGUUUGCACGGUGCUGGUAUGGAUCUCUUUGAUUAUAUAGAACUGAACACUACAAUGGCUGAAGAUGAGAUAAAACUUAUUUUCCGUCAAGUUGCACGUGCUAUCCAGCAUUUACAUCAUAGAAAUAUCGUCCAUCGCGAUAUUAAGGACGAGAAUGUGAUACUCGACGAAAAUGGGAACGUUCAAUUGAUUGAUUUUGGAUCUAGCGCAUAUAUAAAAGCAG
Racocetra persica is the source of this 2437-nucleotide messenger RNA. NCBI's taxonomy places the organism in Eukaryota, Fungi, Glomeromycota, Glomeromycetes, Diversisporales, Gigasporaceae. The record is from the annotation of a GenBank genome assembly.